Parasteatoda tepidariorum (common house spider) is the source of this 2986-nucleotide messenger RNA. RefSeq names its product ATP-dependent RNA helicase DDX19A. NCBI's taxonomy places the organism in Eukaryota, Metazoa, Arthropoda, Arachnida, Araneae, Theridiidae. The record is from RefSeq and is a predicted model, not a curated record. Gene Ontology annotation, molecular function: RNA helicase activity; ATP binding; nucleic acid binding.
UUCGAAGUGACCUUUCCUCGUAACCAUAGUACCCACCACGACGCGAGACAGGUGUCUAGAGAAGUUCUGAAAGCCGUACACACCCACGUGCUUCCUCUUGCCGCUUGUCAUUGGUAUACCGUGAAAGCUUUGUUUAUGGAUUGCCCUAUGAAUAUCCCUGUUUUUAGUCACGUGAUGAAUUAUUGGUUAAGAAGGGGAAGAACCUAAUUUUAUGUGGUGUUGAUGAUCUUAAAAAUGUGUGUUGUAGAAAGGCUUGCUAAUGCCAUGGUGAUCUAAAACUGCUUGUUUUCUGUCUGUUAAACUUUAUUAAAACACGUGUUAAUUGUAUAAGUGUCUUCUCAGCUUCUUCAUAGAAUAAUUAUAGUUUAAGAUAUGACAGCUGAAGUGACAGACUUGCGUCAGCUUUUAGAUUAUUCUAGACUUUCUUCUAAGCCUGUUUUAAGGCCAUGGGAAGUUGGCAGCUCUCCACUAUCUCGAUCACCAACUCCAGAAAGGUCUACAGAAACGAAAAAACGUGCUUUCAAGAGGCCUAUUUUCGAUACACCUUCUCCAACUGACACCAACAAAAACGAUGCUAAAGUUGAGGCAAAUCCUACCGAUGAUGAUGAUGAAAUUCGUUUGUCGGCGGCUGAAAUAUCCAUCAUGAGAAAAAUUCUAAGGACCCAACUGUUGGUUUCAUCCCACGAAGUUGAAAUUUUGCGGAAGAACAGUGACUCUCCUUUGUAUUCUGUGAAAUCUUUCGAGCAACUCCACCUGCCAGAAAAUCUGUUAAAAGGAGUCUAUGCAAUGGGCUUUAAUGCUCCUUCCAAGAUUCAAGAAACAACUCUUCCUACUUUGCUAGCGGAUCCUCCCGUCAACAUAAUCGCACAAUCUCAGAGUGGCACUGGCAAGACGGCAGCUUUCGUUUUGUCUAGUUUAGCAAGAACGGAUCCGGACUUACAUUACCCCCAGGUUUUGAUAUUAGCACCUACUUACGAGUUAGCCCUGCAGAUUGGCGAGGUGGCGAAAAAAAUGGCACAGUUUUGCGAAGGGAUUGAGUUCCGAAUGGCUGUUAGAGGCGAGAACUUGCCCAGAGGUUCCACAAUAACGGAGCAUUUUGUGAUCGGAACGCCUGGAAAAGUGUUUCAUUGGACUAGGCGUGAUCGAUUUUUUGAUUUGGAGAAGCUGAGAAUUUUCGUUUUGGAUGAAGCUGAUGUCAUGAUUUCGACUCAGGGGCAUCAUGAUCAAUGUUUGCGUAUUCACCGCAUGGUGUCUAAAAGUUGUCAAAUGAUGCUGUUUUCCGCCACUUACUCAUCUGAUGUGAUGAGUUUUGCAGAAAUGAUUAUAACUGAACCCAUAAUAAUGCAGCUGAAGAGGGAACAAUGGACUCUAGAAAAUGUCAAGCAGUUCUAUGUUAUGUGCUACACCAACGAAGGUAAAUAUUCAGCUUUGUCCAAUAUCUAUGGUUCCAUAUCAAUCGGUCAGACCAUUAUAUUUUGCCGUACAAGAAGAACUGCAGCUUGGUUGGGAGCCCAACUGACUGCUGAUGGACAUUCCGUUGGUUAUUUAUCUGGAGAAUUAGAGACCAAUCAAAGACUGGAUGCCCUGACUCGCUUUAGAGAAGGGAAAGAAAAGGUAUUGAUUACAACGAACGUAUGUGCUCGAGGCAUUGAUGUUGAACAAGUGACCGUAGUCAUAAAUUUUGACUUGCCCGUUCAAGUCACUGGUGAAGCUGACUGUGAAACCUAUCUCCAUCGAAUAGGUCGAAGCGGAAGAUUUGGAAAACGUGGCAUUGCAUUCAACAUGGUGAUCGACGAAAACGAUUUAAAAAUAUUAAAAGACAUUGAAACAUUUUUCGGUAAAGAAAUUGCCAAAAUUGAUACAGACAAUGUUGAUGAUUUGGAAGCUAUUGGCUAGGGAAGAUAUGUUUUAUAAACACUGGACAUAAAAAUGUCUAUGUAUAUUUUGUUUUAUAAAUGUGGUGCAUUUAUCUUAUAUUUUCCUUCAAGUUCUGCAUUAUUAUUGUUAUUCACUCAUAAAAUUGUUAUUAUUCAAGAAACUGUGCCCAUUAGAUAGUGUCUAGCAGAAGAAGAUUUUAAAUAGAUAGCUGCCAACUACUACUAAGUAGUCUACUGGUUUUACCAGUAGACUAUUGGAUUUAUCGAAUUUCUCCUGGUUUAAAAAAUUCUUCAAAAUCGAGUAAGUUUCCCAUACAAAACUCCUAUUGAAUUUUUACACAAUUUAUUGCUAGCUUGAAUAUUUAAAUAAGUAUUACUUAUAUAUAAUGAAGCAAGCCUCAUUUAUAAUGUUCAGUUCAUUUUUAUUCAGAACUCCCUUUGUAAAUUUAUGAAAAAAAUCUUAACUAUCAAUAAUCGUUGCCUAUUACUAAUCAAAAUUAUGAGUUAACAUAAUAAAAAACAUUUUAAAUUCAAGUUUAUUUAAUACAAAUCGUAAAUAGAAAAUAUUACAGACCAUUUAUAGUUUUUAGUAUAAAAAAGUUUUUGUAUUUCGAUGACAAAAAAUAUCACUAAAAUUUCCUAUAUGUAAAAUAUUUAGUAGACUAUGCAACAGUUUUCAUGAAAUUUAUACUAUUUCGUAAAAUCUACUGGAUUUUUUAUUUUUUUCUAUCCAAGUUUGGUAAAAAGGAAACUCGAAAUAUCUGGCUGAAAGAAUAUUUGUAAUUCUUUAUUUUAUAGAAUUUGGACUACUAGUUUAAAAAUCAUCAGUACUUUGUUUACGCUGUCGCAUUGAAAAAAUUAUAGUUUAAUUUUUUGUUUUAAAAUGUGGCACAAAUAUAUUUACUCAGUAUUUCUUUUAAUAAAUGUUAAGUUCAUCAGAUAGUGUUUCUAACUCUCUUGUAUAUUGUCUGUACUUUCAUGUCUAAAGAAAUAUGUUCUUAGUUUCCGGUUGUUUGUGUAUUAUGCUAGAUGUAUAGUUUGUAUUAUUUUGUACAAAUUCCUUAUAAAUUUUGAUAAUCAGAUAAUAAAAUUUUAUAUUUUCGAAAGUA